AUGACGACUGCAUGGGACGCAUGGCCGUCCACGCCGCCGUCCAUGUCGCCGCUGUCGCGCAGCCCACGCAGCCCAGCUGUCGUCGCGUUCAGCCCUGGCGGUAUGAUGAGCUUUAGUCCUCGCGCGUCGUUUGACCGCAGCUGGGCGUUGACAGCACGCCUCUCGCCACCAUCUGUCAAUGUCCCCACCCUCCCUCCCGAGAUUAUCCGUCGCAUCAUUCGACACGCGCUGGCUUUACCGCCCACGGCGCCGCCGAGAAUCAGGCGGGACGCCAAGACUGGUGCCCCGGUCAACGCUCCGACCCCGGACUGGGACAUGUAUGCAGGCAAAGCAAGGGCUCGCGCUCGUCAUGGAGAGGCUGCUGCCCGUGAGAGCGUGAUGCGUACUGCCCGCACACUCCUGCAUGUGUGUCGAGCGUGGAAACUUUUAGUGACAAAGUAUCUCUAUGCCGAGCCACACAUUACUCCCGACAACGUUGUCGCACUGGCUCACGCUGUCGAGGCCGGCGACCGCAAGUGGUCCGACCUAUGUCUCCACCCACACUCUUACCCCGGACGUUGGCUCACGGUGCUGGACCUCAGCCACAUUGGACCAGGCGGGUACUAUGGCGCAGACGCCAUUUCAAUGUCCCGGGCUCUGUCGGCGCUUCUCGAGCUGAGCCCGAGCGUGACCCACCUUCGCCUCCCACCACAUGGUGUGCGGCUCGAUGACCUCCGCGUGGCACCAUGUAUGCGUAGACUCAAGGCGCUCGAGGGCGUGCACUUGGGCCCCGGUGCCGGAUCUGAGGAGGACGCCAUAAAGGUGCUGCGUGCGGCCAAGGCGCUCGAAAUCCUUGGCCUGGUGUGGGUCGGGUCGGUGCCUACAACACCGCCCAACGAGCUCGACCUGGACGCACUCAGUCUCGACAACCCUCCGCCACCACGUCGAGACCUCGAGCUCCCAAGGCUUCACACUCUGUACCUCGUUGGCGGGCGCGCCGGUCCCCUCCUCGCCGCCCUCACACGUGCAGACCUCCCGAGCUUGGUGCGCCUAGUGACUUCGCCGUACGAGACGUCGUUGUCAGCGUUCGACGACGACCCGGAGCGUGGUGGGCCCCGUGCUCUCCAAGUUGCCCAUGGGCCUAAAAUCCUGUCGCUCACGUACGUCUCGGCAAACGACUGGCCACGUAGCGACCUGCUCCCGCCACCUGACACCUUGGCGUUGCACCCGGCUCUCGUGCACCUUCACCUGUCGCUGCCACACUCGCUCCUGAAUGACAGUCCACACCUCGCUACGGCGCUUGCGAACCCCCACCACCCUCUCGAGGCAAUCACCGUCCCGCGCUGGCCGCGGGUGGUUGCCGGCGCCGAAAUGUCUCCCCACCCGGCCACCCCAUCUCCAACAGAGUCGGGCGGACCACCUGCUCCGAAUGGAAACCACUUCCUCGCCGCCCUGUGUGCACGCAAGUCGCGUAUCAAGACGGUCUCCGUGGAGGGGUUCACAUGGGUGGCCCCCGCACUGGGACGGUUUGCAGCUGAGAGCGGCGACUCGGGCAUGAUGCGCCAGUGGGCUACAUGGCUCGGGCGUGCUGGCGUCGAGUUGCGGGACAGCGAGGGCAACACGGCGCCAGUGAUUGAGCGCGGCCGGGAGCAGCGCGGUGGGCCGUGGGGAGGGAGGAGGAGUGUGGACGGCGGCAGGAGGCCGUCGUUUGGGUGGUAG
Molecule: messenger RNA, 1698 nt
Organism: Apiotrichum porosum
Lineage: Eukaryota; Fungi; Basidiomycota; Tremellomycetes; Trichosporonales; Trichosporonaceae
Exons: 2
Coding region: 1-1698 (565 amino acids)
Source: RefSeq, a predicted model, not a curated record